Molecule: messenger RNA, 843 nt
Organism: Centruroides sculpturatus (bark scorpion)
Lineage: Eukaryota; Metazoa; Arthropoda; Arachnida; Scorpiones; Buthidae
Product: peptidase inhibitor 15-like
Exons: 7
Coding region: 1-843 (280 amino acids)
Cellular component (GO): extracellular region
Source: RefSeq, a predicted model, not a curated record
AUGAAUUGUUUACAGAAUCGAAGAAAUAUGAUUUUUCUACUCAAUAUUUUUGGACUUGUAUAUGUGUUAACUAUUGUCUUGGGAUUAAAUUUCCAAAAUAAUACAUGGAAUACCGAACGGAAACAUAUAUCACGUAUUCGAUUCGCGGAAGAAUAUAGAAUUACUGACUACGAGAAAGAACAAUUUAUUAUUCUUCAUAAUAAAUAUAGACAAAAUUUAACUCCUCCAGCUGCUGAUAUGCAGUUCAUGGAAUGGAAUGACGAUUUAGCAAGAAUCGCUCAGGAUUGGGCUGACAAAUGUAUAUGGGAUCACGGAAACCUUCGAGAUCCAAAAUUUGAAGGAGGUAUGGGACAGAACUUAUAUAUGGGUUAUAGUCGUUCGCCAUUGGUUCACAUGAAUCUCUGGUUUAAAGAAUAUCAAUAUUAUGAUUAUUAUAGUAAUUACUGUCAAUCUGGGAAAGAAUGUGGACAUUACCUUCAACUGGUUUGGGCAAAUUCUAGAAUGUUUGGAUGUGGAUUAAAGGUUGGCUGUCGGUAUCGGAACAGAUAUUAUAUUGCGUGCAAUUAUUAUCCUGCAGGGAAUGUAAAGGGACGACAUCCAUACAAAAUAGGAGUACCUUGUUCGAAAUGUUCAAAUAGUAGUGAUGGAGGAUUAUGCUCAGAAGGAUUGUGUGUGACACGCGAACAGUGUAAAAAAUAUAAUUUGGAUGAAUGCGUUUGUAAUCUAAAAUGUCAUAAUUGUGGAAUAUUUAAAAGAGAAAGUUGCAAAUGCGAAUGUAAAGAUGGUUGGGAUCAGCUCGAUUGUUCGAGCUUCUUUAUUUCCAGGUAUCUCCAUUUGAUGUAG